AUGAUUGAAACGUUUUGGUUUCUGGGGUGGCAUGGGAACAACGCAAUUAAUGAAGGGCAAGCUCAUGAAGCUCCAAACAUGGACUUCAUGCUUCCAUUUCGGUGCUAUUGUACUCGCAAACGAGUACAAUGUGAGACUGUUGUGCUGGAGGAUCAAGAUGUGGCCGAGGCAUUACUUGACUACAUCUCCCGCAAUGGCAUUGAGUUUAUUGUUCUUGGUGCUACCGCUACAUCCAGGAUUGGGUUUUCUAGGCGUCUGUUCAAGGCAUCUGAGUCUAUUCCAGGCAGAGUCCUAAAGUUGGCACCACAUUUCUGCUCUGUAUACACCAUCAAACAAGGUAGGGUAUGCGAAGGGCGCGAAGCCUCUCGUCCUCUACCAAACAUUCGAGCAGCUGAUGAGAGGGCAGAAGAAUCUAAUCACGUAGGCAGAGCUCCAAGCAACAGAGCAUAUGAUGAGGUCUCAUUGCCUGACAAUGACAUCUCGUUUGGAAGACCAAGUACUGAUAGCAUAUCUUUUUACCAAAAUUUUGGGUCUGCUGAUAUGAGCCGAGUUCUUUCAGAAUCCUCAAAUUACUUGGAGAGUAUUGCAAAACUAGAAUCAGAUUUCGGCAGUUUCGAUUUGAACAUUCCACAUGAACUGUCAUCAAAUGCCCAAGGAAUGCCAUUCCUGUCACAGAAAGUAUUGGAUGAAAUGGAAGAUGAGAUGAAAAGGCUUAGAUUGGAGCAGAAGCAAACGAUGGAAAUGUACCAUGCAGCCUGCAAAGAAGCAGUGGCAGCAAAACAGAAGGCUAUUGAGCUGGAAGAGUGGAAAAUGAAAGAAGGGCAAAGACUAGAAGAUACACGACGUGCCCUAGAAGCAACUCUGGCAGCUAUGGAGAAGGAAAGAGCCAACUCUAAGGCAACAAUUUUGGCAGCUGAUGGCGGAGCAGCUGAGCGGUUUGCUGAGAAAGAGUUGCAAAGGACCAUAAAUGCAGAUCAGAUCUUCAAAGCUCUAAGAGAGGCUAAUGAUGAAGAGAAGAAAAGGGUUUUGGAUGCUUUAGAAAGAGAAAUGAGAAGAGGACAAGCACAAAACAGCGUAGAUACGGUGGCAGUGGCAAUAGACAAGGACAAAUCAAGUCAAUAUGCUAUCAAAUGGACAGUUGAAAAUAUUCUCACCAGGGGCCAAGCUCUCACACUGCUCCAUGUUAAACACAGAACUGCAGUUUCCAGCCAAACCAGGGGCAUGGUUCCUAUAUCUGAAGUUACAGAGGAGGCUUCAAAAGCGCACAAAAGCCAACUUGAAGCUCAAGCCAACGAGUUGUUUCUACCGUUCCGCUGCUUUUGCGCAAAAAAGGAUCUAAAAUGCAAUGAAGUCAUAAUUGAGGAUACAAAUACAGCAAAAGCACUGGUUAACUAUGUUAUCAAUAAUUCAAUUGACAUUUUGGUACUUGGCGCACCAGCAAGACACGGCCUUCUCAGAUUCAGAACUACGGACGUUCCAAGCACCGUGUCAAAAGAGGCACCGGAUUUCUGCACUGUGUAUGUCAUUGGCAAAGGAAAGGUCUCAUCUAUGCAUUGUGCUACCAGAACAUUGCCCCGUAAAGCUUCCUCACAUAAUCAAAUACAGGACCAACCCAGCAAAGUUUUUGAAUCAAAUGAUACAUUCAAUCGCAACCAGCAUCCUAGAGCAUCAGCGAGGACUAAGUAUCCACCCCGUAGUAUACUAGAUGGCAUUGAAAUCAGGUCGCCAUUCACAAGAGCAACAGCUUCAAAUAACAAAUCAUAUGAGCUCUCGUCAGAGACCGAUAUAUCAUUCGUGAGUAGUGGAAGGCCAAGUGUGGAUAAAUUGUUUCCUUCUUUCUAUGAUGGUCUGGAAUCAGGACCUCGGAGUUCAAUCAGCUCAGAUAUGGACACCAUAAGCUCUACAUCAUCUUACUCAGGACACAAGUUCAUUGACAUGAACUCUUUACAACACGAAUUCUCAUCCUCCUCAAUUGAAAGUGAAAAUUCAUGGUCAUCACGGAAUAUGGAUGAAAUGGAAGCUGAAAUGAGGAGGCUCAGGCUAGAGCUCAAGCAAACGAUGGACAUGUACAGUACAGCCUGCAAGGAGGCACUCACGGCAAAACAGAAGGCAAUGGAACUUCAACAAUGGAAAUUGGAAGAAGAACGGAGAUUACACGAGGCACAAAUAGCUGAGGAAGCUGCAUUGGCACUUGCAGAUGAGCAGAAAAUAAAAUGUAUGGCAGCCAUGGAGGCUGCAGAAUCAGCUCAAAGGAUUGCAUUACUGGAAGCACAGAAAAGGAGGAAUGCAGAAAUGAAAGCCCUUAGAGAAACUGAGAGGAAGAAGGCAUUAGAAGCAAAAACAUAUGAUUUCAUGUACAGGAAAUACACAAUUGAGGAGAUCGAAGUAGCAACAAAUAAUUUUUCAAACGUAAACAAGAUUGGGGAAGGAGGCUAUGGGCCAGUAUACAGAGGUGAACUAGACCACACACCAGUGGCAAUAAAAGUUCUAUGUCCUGACGCAGCUCAAGGACGGUCACAGUUCCAGCAAGAGGUUCAAGUAUUGAGUUGCAUGCGCCAUCCAAACAUGGUUCUCCUUCUUGGAGCCUGCCCAGAGUAUGGUUGCCUGGUCUAUGAGUACAUGGCUAAUGGAAGCUUAGAAGACCGUCUCUUCCGGCGAGGUAACACCCCAGUUAUUCCUUGGCAACUAAGGUUCCAUAUAGCUGCAGAAAUUGGCACCGGCCUUUUGUUCCUUCAUCAUACCAAGCCAGAACCCCUUGUACACCGUGACCUGAAACCCGGAAACAUUUUGCUAGACCAUCACUAUGUGAGCAAGAUCAGUGAUGUUGGUUUGGCCAGGCUAGUCCCUCCAUCAGUAGCCGAUUCAGUCACUCAAUAUCAUAUGACAUCAACAGCCGGAACAUUCUGUUAUAUAGACCCAGAGUAUCAGCAAACUGGGAUGCUUGGAAUCAAAUCUGAUAUCUACUCACUUGGGGUCAUGUUUCUACAACUAAUAACAGCCAAGCCACCAAUGGGUUUGACUCAUCAUGUUCAGCGGGCUAUGGAGAACGGGACUUUCCAAGAGAUGCUUGACCCUGCUGUUCCUGACUGGCCAGUUGAGGAAGCCUUAAAGUUUGCCAAGAUAGCUUUACAAUGUGCCGAAAUGAGGCGUAAAGACAGACCGGAUCUUGGAAAUGUUGUGCUACCUGAGCUGAACAGAUUGAGAAAACUAGCCGAAGAUAACAAGACGUGUGGCAUCAUCGGUGGUGGUGAAGAAUUUUCACCAAGUCAUGGCCCCAUUUCCACAAUACAAGAUGUUAUAAGUGACGUUGAGCUACCACAGUCUGGAUACUAUAGCUCAAGCUCAAGGAGGAGUUCAAGGGCAUCAUCUAAUUAUGGAAGAAACUAAUACUUUCCCUAAAAAUACAGCUUUUCAACUUCUUCCAGGUUUAAUCCAAUUUGAUCCAAACCUGCCCAUAGAUUGUUUAGGAAAUU
This is a messenger RNA of Prunus persica (peach), 3473 nucleotides long. RefSeq names its product U-box domain-containing protein 35. The record is from RefSeq and is a predicted model, not a curated record. Bases 1 to 3387 code for a protein of 1128 amino acids. NCBI's taxonomy places the organism in Eukaryota, Viridiplantae, Streptophyta, Magnoliopsida, Rosales, Rosaceae. The transcript has 16 exons. Gene Ontology annotation, molecular function: protein kinase activity; ATP binding. Gene Ontology annotation, biological process: protein phosphorylation.